GCGCGCCGGCCGCGCUCUCGCGAGAGGUCGGCGCGCGACCCCGGAAGCGGCGGCGGCUCCCGGAAGCGGUAGCGGGGCAGGAUGGACGACACGCUCUUCCAGCUGAAGUUCACAGCAAAGCAGUUGGAGAAACUUGCCAAGAAAGCUGAGAAAGACUCCAAGGCUGAGCAAGCCAAAGUCAAAAAGGCUCUUCAGCAGAAAAAUGUGGAAUGUGCUCGCGUCUAUGCGGAGAAUGCGAUCCGCAAGAAGAACGAGGGGCUCAACUGGCUUCGCAUGGCUUCCCGAGUGGAUGCGGUGGCCUCCAAGGUCCAGACAGCAGUGACGAUGAAGGGGGUGACGAAAAACAUGGCUCAGGUGACCAAGGCCUUGGACAAGGCUCUGAGCUCCAUGGAUCUGCAGAAGGUGUCUGCAGUGAUGGACAAAUUUGAGCAGCAGGUUCAGAAUUUGGAUGUUCAUACGUCGGUCAUGGAGGACUCCAUGAGCUCCGCCACCACGCUGACCACCCCGCAGGAGCAGGUGGACAGCCUCAUCGUGCAGAUCGCAGAGGAGAACGGCCUGGAGAUCAUGGACCAGCUCAACCAGCUCCCCGAGGGUGCUUCAGCCGUGGGGGAGAGCUCGGCCCGCACCCAAGAAGACCAGCUCUCACGAAGGUUGGCUGCCUUACGGAAUUAAGGUCUCCCGACAUCCCUCUGGACUGCUGUCCCACACUAGGUGCGUGUGGGGAUGGAGAGGGCCCUGGGACUCCUUCCCCACGGCCUCUGCUACAUCCUUGCUCUGACCUACUAGCCAGGCGGAGCCGACCAACCCCUCCUUCAUCGGCACGUUCCCAGCCCUGCCUGGCUCCGGUCAGACUCUUCUUUUACGGUGUGAUGCUGGCGACUUCUUCCAGAGCAGGCAGAGAUCCCGGCGGGGGUUUGCUGAGCAAACGCAGCCUUGCUCUGCCCUUGGAAAAUACUUUGCUGGUUCUGAUUUCAGGGUGUUUUUUGUCUGAGGGGUGCUGCCGAUUUCUCGCGGCAUUCCAGGGCUCUGGACGAGAGCAACAUGCUGCUCCAGGUUUAACACUAAAUGGGUCCUUGUGGAGGUUGGUUGCAGUCUUCUCGGGAGCCGGUGCCUGACUCUCCUCCCCGUGCAGCACGCUUGUUCCCUGUUUCAGGCUGGGCCUCGGCCGUGGGGAGCCCUUUGCUAGGGGCUCGCGGCCGCUGCCUUCACGUGGGGCGGGAGAGACCCGAGGGGUUCUCCUUGCGCUGCGGCUGCUGGGAAGGGGGCUCUGACCCGGGCUGUCCUGCUGCCUGUGGUGGUUCGGGGAGGGUUAGUGCCUUGCAGGAAGGCGUGGUUGUGCCAUGGUGUCUCUUCCCUAGCGGUGACCUUCCCAAGCCAUCAUCACGCCGUUUGUAACUGUUGGUUGGUGCCCUCUCUGCAAACUUCACCUUGCCAAUCGCUAGCGCUCUAUCCUGGCCGGCAAAUCCCCCUGGAUCUCUUUGCCACAAAGUGACCUUUAAGAUGUUUGUCCUGCCCUGCACAAGCACAUGUUUGUUUGUGUUGAAGUACAAAUCCACACAUCCGCCAUCUGCAGCUGCUGAGCUGUGGAAGUGAGGUUUUCCAGGCUGUGACCUCUCCCGUGGCCUGGUCCAAGCCUGACAUCCAGCAACUGGGGCUGGUUCACAGCAGCUUCCACCCCGGGCUGGCAGCCACGGUGACAACAGCCUUGUUCCUAAAUAUCCCCCAGCCGGAUGGGUGUGACAGCAAUGUCAAACCAUCCUGACGGCAUGUGUCCUUGCACUGUUGCCUGGCCCUGGCUCGCCCCUUGGAUAUCUGCUGCCUUUUCCUCUCCGCCGUCCCCACCUUUUUGGCUGAUAUUGCUGUGCUGGAGCUGGCGCGGGGCCGAGCGUGCUGACAGCGCCGAGCUGUGCUGUGCGCAGCUUCGGCUGCGCGGCCAGGCCUGCUGCGGCAGAGCGGGUAUGAUUCAUCCGAGUUUUCUGUUCAAAUAAUCGCUUUUCAAGGAAAUUUGAAGUCAUGCACAGCUGCUGCUUUGGGCUGUGCUCAGAGUGAGGCCCUUUGCUGCUAUUAGUAAGGAAAAACAAGUGUGGGGGAGACGAGAACGGCCCCGUGCAGCCUCUAGUGCUGGCAGGUGCCCAGUCCGGCUGCGUGUGCCGCCCUGCGUGCGCGCUCUGCCCGCGGGGACGGGGGACAGGGCUCGCUCCAGGCCAAGCCCGACUGUGCAGCCUUUGUAACCGAGACGCUUUUCGCUCUCCUGGUUAUUUCUUACCAGUUCAGUGGCCUUGGCAGCGGGUGUCCCAUGGCCCAGAGAGCGUCCUUCCCCUGUGCUUGCCGCUGGGCGGAGGUGGCUGGGUCUGCAGCCAGCGCCGUCCCCCCGGGACCGUGGGGCUGCCUGGCCCCGGCUCCCUGCGGGGCUGGAGCAGCGGUCGGGGCGCCGCGGGGGCCUGGCAGCCGCCCGGGCCUGCGCUGAUGCCACCCGUGGGGCGGGGGCCCGGGACGCGCCCUCCGGCCCCGAGGACAGCCGGCCUCUGUAAACGGUGCGUGCUGUGUUCUCGUUUGGGUUUUUUUAAAGCUUGUUUCAUUUGCCUUUUUCUUCUUUUCCGAACUCCUGUUGAUUACCCUUGCUAUUUUAAAUAAACGGUCCCUGAACGUCA
Molecule: messenger RNA, 2651 nt
Organism: Dromaius novaehollandiae (emu)
Lineage: Eukaryota; Metazoa; Chordata; Aves; Casuariiformes; Dromaiidae
Gene: CHMP1A
Product: charged multivesicular body protein 1A
Exons: 7
Coding region: 82-672 (196 amino acids)
Biological process (GO): endosome transport via multivesicular body sorting pathway; protein transport; late endosome to vacuole transport
Cellular component (GO): ESCRT III complex; multivesicular body
Source: RefSeq, a predicted model, not a curated record